Molecule: messenger RNA, 186 nt
Organism: Helobdella robusta
Lineage: Eukaryota; Metazoa; Annelida; Clitellata; Rhynchobdellida; Glossiphoniidae
Exons: 2
Biological process (GO): regulation of transcription by RNA polymerase II
Cellular component (GO): nucleus
Molecular function (GO): RNA polymerase II cis-regulatory region sequence-specific DNA binding; DNA-binding transcription factor activity, RNA polymerase II-specific
Source: RefSeq, a predicted model, not a curated record
AUAACAUCAGGAGAGAAACCUUACAGUUACACAUUCUGCAAGCGGACAUUUACAGUGAAAUCGACCCUAGAUUACCAUGUGAAUACCCAUUAUAAGAGACCGAAGAAGUUCAUGUGCCAUGUCUAUGGGUCAACAUUCUCCGCUAAGGGAAGCCUCAGGGUGCAUAUGAGACUGCAUACAGGUUGA